This is a messenger RNA of Pectinophora gossypiella (pink bollworm), 4658 nucleotides long. It is a transcript of the gene HDAC6, whose product is annotated as histone deacetylase 6. The coding region runs from base 144 to 3578 and encodes 1144 amino acids. Gene Ontology annotation, molecular function: zinc ion binding; histone deacetylase activity. Gene Ontology annotation, biological process: chromatin organization. NCBI's taxonomy places the organism in Eukaryota, Metazoa, Arthropoda, Insecta, Lepidoptera, Gelechiidae. The transcript is spliced from 19 exons. The record is from RefSeq and is a predicted model, not a curated record. Gene Ontology annotation, cellular component: histone deacetylase complex.
CGUAGCAAAAAAGUCACGGUCGGUUCAUGCAGUUUUUUGCUUUCUUGGACGUUUUGUGCAAUAUUUGAAAAUGAUGUUGUGCUUAAAUUAUUGUCUGCCAUAAAUUACUGUAGUUUUCUAACAUCUAAACUAUUUUCUACGCCAUGUCGACCCCAUCGCCGCCGCAGCCGCGCCGGUCCGCCGGCGACGGCAAGAAGACCACCCCACCUACCUCCAACAUCGUAACCAGGAAUGGAGCACGAAAGGCCAAGAUACAGACACGAGCGAUGUCAGCUGGCGCGAAGCCGUCGGCGUCGCUCGUGGCUGCUAAGAAGAAAGCCUUGUUGAAAAAGAAACAAAACAUUGACACUGUGAUAAGGGAUCAUUAUCAGAUUGCCAUGGAGUGUAAGAACAAAGUGAAGGGCCCGACGGGGUUCGUGACGGAACCUCGCAUGGCUGAGCACCGCUGCCUCUGGGACGACAAUUACCCUGAGUGCCCGGAGAGGCUCACUAGUGUCAUUGAAAGAUGCAAAGAACUGGGCUUGAUAGAACAAUGCCGCCAGUUCCCUCCCCGAGCCGCUACCAAGCAAGAGCUGUGCACGUUGCACUGCCCCAGUGUCAACGAUAUGCUGUUGACCACCCACCGGAGUGAGGACCUGCAGUACCUGGAGGACUUGUCUGCUAGAUACGACGCUGUUUUCAUACACCCUAGUACGCACGAGCUGGCACUCCUCGCGGCGGGCUCCACAAUAGACAUGGUGGACCGCAUCAUAUCGGAGUCAAUACAGAACGGCGCGGCGUUCGUGCGGCCGCCGGGACACCACGCCAUGCGCGCGGAGCCCUGCGGGUACUGCUUCUACAACAACGUGGCGCUCGCCGCUAAGCAUGCCCUGGACAAGGGGGUGCAGAGGAUUUUAAUAGUUGACUGGGAUGUACAUCACGGCCAAGCGACACAACAGAUGUUUUACGACGACCCGAGGGUGGUAUACUUCUCGAUCCAUCGCUACGAGCACGGGUCGUUCUGGCCAAACCUUCGCCAGUCCGACUUCCACUACGUCGGCUGCGGUCGAGGCAAGGGAUACACCUUCAAUGUGCCUCUCAACAAGACUGGUAUGACCGACGCUGACUACCUGGCCAUUUGGCAUCAGUUGCUGUUACCUAUGGCUUUUGAGUACCAACCGGAGCUGGUCAUAGUAUCUGCCGGGUACGACGCCGCAAUAGGAUGUCCUGAGGGUGAAAUGGAGAUAACUCCAGCCUGCUACCCGCACCUGCUGAACAUGUUGAUGUCGUGUUGUCCCCGCGUGUGCGUGGUGCUGGAGGGCGGGUACUGCCUCGCCUCGCUGGCCGAGGGCGCCGCGCUGACCCUGCGCACCCUGCUUGGACAUCCGCCGCCAAGGAUUGAAGCGUUGCAAGAACCUUGCGACGAAAUAAGAGAAACGAUCCUCAACUCAAUCUACGUACACAAACCUUACUGGCGUUGUUACAACUACCAACAGACUUACAGCACAGACAGUAGUAUACCAAACGUGUGCGACAGAGAGAAACAAAAGCAUACAGUCUGCGUUAAGUGGGAGGGAGACGAAACGAGGCCAGAACGCUUCGCCACGAGGGACUGCUAUCCCUUGCAAGAUGACGCGACGAAGAGGAAGAUUAGGGAGAGGCUCGAUCAUUUGAGGAUUGUAACGGACUUAUCCCUACCUAAAUAUCCAGUUGGUUAUAUCUACGAUCAAGCGAUGCUGAAGCACAAAAAUAUAUGUGAACCCGGUCACGUAGAAUGUCCAGAGCGUAUAAUGCGGAUUCACGAGCGACACCGCGACUAUGGACUGCUGGAUAGAGUGCACCACUUGCAGGCCAGGCGAGCCACCGACGACGAGAUACUGGCCGUUCAUACUGACAAGCAUUUGAACAGACUAAAAGAGUUGGCGACAACUAAACUACGUGACCUAAACAGUCAGAAAGAUCAGUACGACUCCGUGUACUUCCACCCUGACUCGCUGGAGAGUGCCGCGGUCGCCGCUGGAUGCGCUAUACAGAUGGUAGACGCGAUAUUUUCCAACAUGGCCGGCGCGGGAGUGUGCGUGGUCCGUCCUCCGGGGCACCACGCCGACGAGGACGCGCCCAGCGGCUUCUGCCUGCUCAACAACGCCAGCGUCGCGGCCACGCAUGCGCUGCGAGCGCACGCCGCGCGCCGCGUGCUGCUGCUCGACUGGGACGUGCACCACGGGAACGGCACGCAGCACCUCACACUACACGAUGACCACAUUUUGUACAUAUCGAUCCACCGCUACGACCACGGCUCGUUCUUCCCGCACUCCAAGGACGCCGACUAUACCGUCGUGGGGGAAGGCAAGGGGGAGGGGUACAACGUCAACAUACCAUGGAAUAAGCGCGGUAUGAGCGACGCGGAGUAUCUAGCGGCGUUCACACAGGUGGUCCUUCCGAUAGCUUACGAGUACGAUCCGGACCUGGUAAUCGUGUCUGCAGGGUUCGACGCCUGCGUCGGGGAUCCCUUGGGAGGUUGCAAUGUAUCCCCGGAAUGCUACGGUCGUAUGACGCAACUACUCCGAGGCCUGGCCGGCGGCCGCGUCAUGCUCUGCCUAGAAGGAGGGUACAACGUCACCUCCAUCUCCUACGCUAUGACCAUGUGCACUAAAGCCUUGCUAGGCGACCCCAUACCCCACCAUUAUGACCCUAAAGUAACAGUCCACUGGUCUGCAGUAGAAACCAUCAAUAACGUCAUCAAAACCCAUAAAAAAUACUGGAAAAGUUUAAAAUUCCAACUCGCUUUGCCUCUAGAAAACGUUCUAGAAGAUCCCUUGCCUUCUAGAGGAUUGAUUGUAACAGAAGAUAGCACAGAAGUUUCCCUCUCAUCUACAUUAGAUGAUUCAAACAAAUCCAUAAAUAGAACGUCGAAAAGCCUAAGCGACUUGAAUGGUUCUCUUGAGACUCAGUUAGAACAGCUGACUUUAAAACCGAAAUGUGAAGACGGGAUCCACUGCGGGACUGACGACGAAGAAGAACCAAAGAGUUCCAAUGUCGAAUCUAAAGGGGAAACGAAAAGAGAUUUGGAAGUCGAAAAAGAUGCUGGCUGCAAAAGAACGAGGGUGGAAAAAGAAAUUGAAAGUAGUAGUAAGGACCAAGGAGGUUCAGCGCAAGGAGGUUCGAAGCUUCAAGAGACGGGUACUUUAGUCGAUUAUUUAGCAGAGAACAUGCAAGCGAUAGUGGACGGAGAGAUGUUUGCAGUGAUUCCGUUGCCGUGGUGCCCGCAUUUAGACUCGCUGUUCGCCAUCCCCAACGAUGUUAAGUUUGAGCAAGGGACCAAGUGUGUGGAGUGUGAGGAAACUGUAGAGAAUUGGGUGUGUCUGCACUGUUAUGUUGUUGCUUGCGGGCGCAGCAUCAACGCGCACAUGCAAGCGCACUACAGCGCCACCCAACACGCGCUAGUGCUGUCCCUGCUCGACCUGUCGGUGUGGUGCAACGCGUGCGACGCGUACGUCGACAACGCGUUGUUGUACGACGCGAAGAACAACGCGCACCGCUGCAAGUUCCACGAGGACAUGCCCUGGUGUUACCGCAGUGAUACGCUGCAGCUGCAUUGAGGGGGGGUUACGUAUUUUAUCCCGUAAAUUAGUAACAUACUGAACCGGGCUUGACACCAGGGUUGAUUAGGUUGGUAUUCCACCUCACAGCCCACACGAUAAGAAGAAGUAACAUACUUGCUGCAGCGACUCAGAUCCGAAAACUGUCAAGUAGCCAAUUCACAUGAUAAGAAAGAGAGCAUAUAUCAUAGUUAGUCAGCAUCGACUGUACGAUCACGAGCAUUAAUAUGUAUACACUUUGGUACCAUGUCACAUUAACUUUUUUGACAAAUUGAACUGUAAGUCUCACUAAAUGUCGAAUAUGUUAGUGCGACAGAGUCCUUAAGUGGGUACAUUAUACAGGGUGUUAGUGACAUCGUAACGAAAACUUUGAGGGGUGGUUCAGGCCAUGAUUCUGAGUUGAUAUCAAGUAGAAAUUUCCGUCGCAAAAGUAUGGAUUGGAAAAUAAUUAAAAAGAAAAGAAAAAUUUUCAUGAAUUUUUUGACACGAAAUUCCACUUGAUAUCAACUCAGAAUCAUGGUCUGAACCAUCCCCCUCAGUAUUCGUUACGGUGUCACUAACACCCAUACCUACUUAUAUGGCUACCGUAUGUACUUGUACGGGGUGUAAGUGUCAUUGUAACGAAUACUGAGAGGGAUGAUUCAUCUGAUUAUUCUGAGUUAAUAUCAAGUGGAAUUUUCCAUCGCAAAAGUAUAGAAUUGAAAAUAAUUUAAAAAAACUAAAAAAAAAACAUGAAUUUUGCGACGGAAAAUUCCACUUGAUUUUAACUCAGAAUCAUGGUCUGAAUCAACCCCCUCAGUAUUCGUUACGAUGUCACUAACACCCAGUAUUGCUCAUGACCGUACUUGCAAUAGUCAGAAGCAAUUCUCUCGUUGCAGAUAAUUGUCAACUAUCGGUGGGCAACAGUACAACACGCAAUCAUCAACGUAUAUGUAUUAACAUCUCUAAAAUCCUACUAAACUAGCUAAUUUAAGUAUAACUAGUAAAAUUUAACAAAAGGAGGUAUUUUUGUAAUGAAUAAUAAAAAAGGUAAAAACGGAAUGUUACGAGUUAAACUUAACUAUAAUGAGGGUCUUUCCA